GACCCCGGCCCGGCCCCGCCGCAAGAUGUCGGCGCGGACGCCAUUGCCCACGGUGAACGAGCGCGACGCCGAGAACCAUACAUCUGUGGAUGAGUAUACUGAGCCCCACAUCCCGCCUACCAAGUCAAGCAGCAGACAGAACAUCCCCCGGUGCAGAAACUCCAUUACGUCGGCAACAGAUGAGCAGCCUCACAUUGGAAAUUACCGCUUACAGAAAACGAUAGGGAAGGGGAAUUUUGCCAAGGUGAAAUUGGCAAGACAUGUGCUAACUGGCAGAGAGGUUGCCGUGAAAAUAAUAGACAAAACUCAGCUAAAUCCUACCAGUCUACAAAAGUUGUUUCGAGAAGUACGAAUAAUGAAGAUAUUGAAUCAUCCUAAUAUAGUGAAAUUGUUUGAAGUUAUUGAGACAGAGAAGACCCUCUAUUUAAUCAUGGAAUAUGCGAGUGGGGGUGAAGUAUUUGAUUACUUAGUUGCCCAUGGAAGAAUGAAAGAAAAAGAGGCCCGUUCAAAAUUUAGGCAGAUCGUGUCUGCAGUGCAGUAUUGUCAUCAAAAGUGCAUUGUUCACCGUGACCUUAAGGCUGAAAACCUUCUCCUUGAUGCUGAUAUGAAUAUUAAAAUUGCUGACUUUGGUUUUAGUAACGAGUUCACAGUGGGGAACAAACUGGACACAUUUUGUGGAAGUCCCCCGUACGCCGCCCCCGAGCUCUUCCAAGGGAAGAAGUACGACGGGCCCGAGGUGGACGUGUGGAGCCUCGGCGUCAUUCUCUACACGCUGGUCAGUGGCUCCUUGCCCUUCGAUGGCCAGAAUCUGAAGGAACUGCGGGAGCGGGUCCUGAGGGGGAAGUACCGCAUCCCCUUCUACAUGUCCACCGACUGCGAGAACCUGCUCAAGAAGCUGCUUGUGCUGAACCCCGUCAAGAGAGGCAGCUUGGAACAAAUAAUGAAAGACCGAUGGAUGAAUGUAGGACACGAAGAAGAAGAACUAAAGCCAUACACUGAGCCAGAACCGGAUUUCAAUGAUAUAAAAAGAAUAGAUGUUAUGGUCACCAUGGGUUUUGCACGAGAUGAAAUAAAUGAUGCCUUAAUAAAUCAGAAGUACGAUGAAGUUAUGGCUACUUACAUUCUUCUAGGUAGAAAACCUCCUGAAUUUGAAGGUGGUGAGGCACUGUCCAGUGGGAACCUGAGUCAGCGGUCCCGGCCCAGCAGCGACCUCAACAACAGCACCCUGCAGUCCCCCGCACACCUGAAGGUCCAGCGAAGCAUCUCCGCCAAUCAGAAGCAGCGGCGCUUCAGCGAUCACGCCGGCCCGUCCAUCCCCGCUGCCGUGUCCUACACCAAGAGGCCCCAGGCCAACAGUGUGGAAAGUGAGCAGAAAGAGGAGUGGGACAAAGACGUGGCCCGGAAGCUGGGCAGCAUCACGGUCGGCUCGAAAAGCGAGGUGACGGCCAGCCCGCUCGCGGGCCCCGAAAGGAAGAAGUCCUCCACCAUCCCCAGCAACAAUGUGUAUACCGGAGGUAGCAUGGCAAGAAGGAACACGUACGUGUGUGAGAGGACCACGGAUCGGUACGCAGCGCUGCAGAAUGGAAAAGACAGCAGCCUCACGGAGAUGUCUGUAAGUAACAUCCCCUCGGCCGGCUCUGCGGGAGCCUCCGCCGUCCCCUCCGCCCGGCCGCGCCACCAGAAGUCCAUGUCCACGUCUGGACAUCCGAUCAAGGUCACGCUGCCAACCAUCAAAGACGGCUCCGAAGCCUACCGGCCCGGUGCCCCCCAGAGAGUGCCCGCCGCCUCCCCGUCGGCGCACAGCAUCAGCGCCGCCACCCCCGACCGGACGCGCUUCCCCCGGGGCAGCUCCAGCCGCAGCACCUUCCACGGGGAGCAGCUCCGCGAGCGCCGCAGCGCCGCGCACAACGGGCCCCCCGCCUCGCCGUCGCACGAGCCCGGGGCCUUCGCGCACGCCCGGAGGGGCACGUCCACGGGCAUCAUCAGCAAGAUCACCUCCAAGUUCGUGCGCAGGGAUCCAAGUGAAGGCGAAGCCACUGGCAGAAUGGACCCGUCCAGAAGUGCACCCGGAGAGCCGAGAGAGAGAGAAAAGGAAGACGGUAAAGACGCCAAGCCCCGGUCCUUGCGGUUCACAUGGAGCAUGAAGACCACGAGCUCAAUGGACCCCAAUGACAUGAUGCGAGAGAUCCGCAAAGUGCUGGACGCGAAUAACUGUGAUUACGAGCAGAAGGAGCGGUUCCUGCUCUUCUGCGUGCACGGCGAUGCGCGGCAGGACAGCCUCGUGCAGUGGGAGAUGGAAGUCUGCAAGCUGCCACGGUUGUCGCUCAACGGGGUCCGCUUCAAGCGGAUAUCGGGGACAUCGAUUGCCUUUAAGAACAUUGCAUCCAAAAUAGCAAACGAGCUUAAGCUGUAAAGCAAUCCACAUUGGCAGGAUCAGGGAAGACACAUCCGUGUCUGCGAUACAGUUCUGAAUGUACUGGUCAUGUCUGAUGUCGUCUGCCUGUGAAUCCCCCUAUAGAACCUGCCCUUAAUGCAAUAAGGCUAUACAUAGUCAUGAACUGUAAAAUUAAAGUCCAUAUGAGCUGUAAUAAAUAUCUGUAGCCGACAAAGUAGGUUCACAUGUACAGGUAAGUAUAUUGUGUAUUUCUGUUCAUUUUCUGUUCAUAGAGUUGUAUAAUAAAAUCCAAUUGCUUAAAAACUUGUAUAGUUGUCUAGAUUUCUGCACAUAAUGUACGUUUGAUGCUCUGACUGGAAAUGUUUUUCCCUGUUAUUUACAUUCUGAUGGGUUUUUUAAAUUCUUACCUCCAUCAUACAAUUUUGAAAAUUGUGUCCAGGAUUAAAGGUACAAGAACUAGUCUUUACCAUUGUGGCAUGGAUUUUUAAAAAUUAUUUACAGUCAUAUUUAAAUUUCAACCAGAAGCUGAUAAAUAGAUCCGUUUAUCAUACACAGAAUUAUUCCUGCUUACCUUUACCUUCAACCUUGUCAUGAAACGAGGUUCGUUGAAAAGAUACACGAUGUUUACAGUAUUGACACGUAGAGUUUCUACAACAAAGUACAUGAAAAUAAGUAAUAGGUUUGCCUGGAGCUAAGACAUACUGGGGAAAAAAUUAAACCUAUACCAAGUUUCUUUUGAACUUUGAGGAGUAUUCUGACCCCCUAAUUGCAGCAGUGAAGUUGAAAAGAAUCAGUACUUCCUCUGGUGACUCACGUAAACCGUGGUUCAGGCUUGUUGCCUUCGAGCCUGCGGUGUCAUUGCAGAAAUAGAAUAAUACUGGGACUACUUUGUGGUACAGACUCAUCUUCCUGGUGUUGAUCAGUGCAUAAUGCCACCUCAGGAAUUAACUGGCACUGGGGAUCCCCUCAUCCCUUCCACCGGCCUCUGCAGUGACUGUGACACCCAGGGGACUCGUGAGCGAAGUACGCUGUUGGUGACAGUUCAUCAUUGAUUUACGUGUCCGUGGCUGUUCACUUUGUUCCCAUGUAAUCCAUGUGUUCUAAAUAUUUUGCCAGAUUUCUUGUAUUUAUUCCACAUCGUUAUACCUGUAACGUGCAGCUUCGUAAUGGGGUAUUUGCCAACUUUUCUUUUGUAAUUAGUGACAUAUGUAAAGACAUUCGUAAAGGUACAUUUUAAUACCUGUUAUUUUAUACUGAAUUAGCCCUGGAGGUUGACUGUGCAAUGUUAUUUAAUGUGUAAAUUACUGUAUUAUCAGCAUAUGGGCCCCAUCUGCACACUCCUGAGAAGUAGUGUAUUCAGAUGUUAUCAGUUUAAAGAAAAAUAAAGCUGUGAUAAGCGCUGCCCUCCUGCCUGCGUGGGAGCUCCUCCCACAGGGACCUGCCGUGGCAUAGCGGCUUCCAGACCAAGUGAGUUUUACCUUCUGUACUGUGCUGUGCUGUAGCUUUCUUCUGUAACAGUUCUAUUCUGAAAUGAAGUGUAUUCUUGCCUUAGCAAAGGGUGGUGUUUGGAAAAAAAAAAAAAAGAACAAAACUAUGUAGCCCCUUUUUAACCCAAUGUUCACCCAGAACACGGACGCAAACGUUUAUCCACGUUCACAGGUGCACACUGAAACUUUACUUGAACAGUUCUCAUAAUAAAGCACUUGUCUUUUGCUCUUUA
Molecule: messenger RNA, 4115 nt
Organism: Chinchilla lanigera (long-tailed chinchilla)
Lineage: Eukaryota; Metazoa; Chordata; Mammalia; Rodentia; Chinchillidae
Gene: Mark1
Product: MAP/microtubule affinity-regulating kinase 1
Biological process (GO): microtubule cytoskeleton organization; intracellular signal transduction; protein phosphorylation
Cellular component (GO): cytoplasm
Molecular function (GO): ATP binding; tau-protein kinase activity; protein serine/threonine kinase activity
Source: RefSeq, a predicted model, not a curated record